UCCAGAAUCCGUCGCGUUGAUGGGCUAAGUUUAGUAGUGUACGCCCUUGAAGCGAUCCGCUAUAUUCCGUGUUCACAAUAAUGACGAAGCUCAAAAUGAUAGUCAGACUGCCUUCAACAUCCAGGCUGGCUGAAAAUCAGACGAAAAUGGCGCCGACGGUCGAGAAGAAGUCAUCGCCGAAAAACAAGAAACCGCGUCUCUCGGUGACAAUCGAAAUGCCUGAGGGCAAUGAUCGGUACUGUUGGAAGUGCCACAGCGAAGACGCUAAUGUGCCUUGUACUACGUGUCAACGAUCUUUCCAUGAAUACUGCGCGCCCGGUGAUCAAGACCUCUAUAGUCUCGUGUGCCCUGAGUGCAUGGCAAUUAUACGUGCUGAAAAAGAUAAACUCGAAGGCACCACAAAAGGACCGCUAUCACGGGUUGACGUCGAUCUGCUGGCGGAACUUUUGACGUUCGCCGUGAAAACCAUCCGGCCGUACGCUCUCGACGUUUUCUACAAACCAGUCUCUUUAGAGGAGUAUCCGGAUUACAAGAAUUUCGUCGUGAAACCCUUCGAUCUUGAGCAACUGGAACAAAAUGUCAUCAGAAAAAAAUACACUUGUGUCGAGCAAUUCCUCGCGGACCUCAAGUGGAUCUAUCACAACUCGGUCGUUUACAAUGGGCCUCAGAAUCGCAUCAGUUCUUCGGCGAUGGCGAUGUUGAAAGCCGCUGACAAGGAGGUUGAUGAGAUGACCCUGUGUCCUCAAUGCUACCUGAGCAUGAAGCGUACCAGCAUCGGAUACUACACCGAGCCAUGUAGUCCACCCCACAUAAUUGUCUGGGCGAAAAUCAGGGGCUUCCCUCAUUGGCCAGCGAAAGUUAUGAACGUCGACUCGGAUCAAGCCGUCGUGAAGUUUUUCGGAGAUCACAACAAGAGCUUAGUUUUGCUCUCCAACUGCACUUUACUCACAGUGAAACCUCCGGUGACACAGAAGAGCAAGAAGGGUUCCUACUGCAGUGCUAUGGAAGAACUGGCCUCAUACAUCAAAAAAUACCGCGAAAAGUUCAAUGCGGAAUUCCAUUACGAGACAGAGCAGAAAAAAUUGACGCGAGAGAUGUUCGAAAGGCAAACCUUUGAUGAGUUUCUGCCGGCACAGAUCCCAUUGCCUUCGGCGAAGAAGAUCGUAGAUGAAAUUCCCGAAAAGAAGACAGAAGAUGAGGACAUGGGUAAAGAUACGGCUGAAGAAGCCGAAGAAUCUCGCAUUGAUACCGUCCUCAUCUCCAGAGUUCCUGCAUUGCUUGCCGAAGACGAAGAAGACAAAGAUAGUGGGACGGAAGAGCAGAAUUCCAUCCUGGAGAGCAUUAAGAGAAAAUUGAACUUGGAUAAGAAAUCUGACUCGACCGACGAAGACAAAGAAGAAGAUAAAGAAGGUGUGGCAACCUCCCCGACUGUGAACGCUGCGAACGACCAAAGCGACAGAGCUGCUGCGCAGCCAACUGCCGAGAGUCCAUUACCCCUGCCCCUGGGCGUGGAUGACACCCCGAAAUCUCCGGAACGAACAAAUUGUGCAGAGGUCUCAAGCACGACCGCUGACACCGAUCCACCAACCGUCAUACCAAAGGUGGCUAGCGGAGACACGUUCUUCGAGAAGUUGCGCCAGACUAUCGAAGAAUGUAAGGAGAAAGUUGGAGUCACGGAGUUAGCCAACUUGCCAGCUCCCAAUGAUGUGUACGACGAGUCGGAUACCGAUGUUUCGGACACGGAGCUGAUGCCGUACCAACAGAAAGCCCUGGCUUCGCCAAAGAACGAUGCCGACGCCUCAGAAAUCACCGUUUGUAAGGUCGAUUGCGCUGUACAAACCGAGAGGGAAGCCGUCGGUGCGGUAGAUCCUUUCGACAAACGCCAGAACCAGGAAAUGGUCGCUCGAGAAAUAGCUCUUCUAAAACAGAAAAUCAAUAUCAGAGAAUUGAUCACGCAAAGGACCAUCUGGCAGACCAACACCAAUCGAACUACGGAACUCAUCAAAACGAAGCAAUGGUGCUGUGUGUGCAAGGCGUUGGCCACGAUGACCUGCUGCUGGAAUACAUCAUAUUGUUCACAAGCCUGCCAGAGCACACACUGGCCGCAUCAUAUCAGACAUUGUGAGCGUGCCCAACAAGGAGGUGAAGCAGGCUCGAGCUCGGCGAGCAGGAGUCAAUGA
This is a messenger RNA of Galendromus occidentalis (western predatory mite), 2180 nucleotides long. Its product is annotated as protein kinase C-binding protein 1. Gene Ontology annotation, molecular function: transcription corepressor activity; protein binding. Gene Ontology annotation, cellular component: cytoplasm; nucleus. The record is from RefSeq and is a predicted model, not a curated record. The transcript has 8 exons. The coding region runs from base 81 to 2180 and encodes 699 amino acids. Lineage: Eukaryota; Metazoa; Arthropoda; Arachnida; Mesostigmata; Phytoseiidae.